This is a messenger RNA of Plutella xylostella (diamondback moth), 3578 nucleotides long. RefSeq names its product serine protease notopleural (gene Np). Gene Ontology annotation, biological process: proteolysis. NCBI's taxonomy places the organism in Eukaryota, Metazoa, Arthropoda, Insecta, Lepidoptera, Plutellidae. Gene Ontology annotation, molecular function: serine-type endopeptidase activity. The record is from RefSeq and is a predicted model, not a curated record.
GUGCUCAGUUGAACCGCGCACUCCGGCGGUCAAGGUCUCCAGUCCAAGCCACGGGAAUAAAAAAAAACAAAAAGCGCGCGCGCGGUCUGUCAAAAUAAGGUUUUUCAAUAACCCAAUUUCUUGACUAAUUUUUUUUAUGGUUUAAAAAACGUUUCGUUUGGUUUCAAAACGGGAGUCUUCUACAAAAGUAGAAAUAACUGUUAAAUCCUGUGCUGGAUAAUGAGUUCGCAGUGAACUGUGCAAGUUUUCGUCUUGGCCGCCGCUUAACAGGACCGGCUAAACCCCAUCCACAAUCCGGCAAAAAGAUGUCGACUCGAUCGUAGCUUCCAAUUUUGAAAUUCAAAAAACAAAACCAUCAUGGGUCCGCCAAUCACGUGGCCGCACAGCCACCCCCGGCUGACCAUAGAGCAGGAGAGAGAAAAAGAAAAAUACAUAGCGCAGAAUCACAAGGACAUAAGUGAAAUUUUCCAUAGGCGAAGUUUUUUAGAAAAUAUUUUGUUUAACUGUCGCGGAGUGUAUUUGAAUUUGACUGUGGCGUUAAUUUUAGUUCAAGUGUUGUUAAAUUUGAGUGUUGUGGUGGCUGGACCGGUUUUGCUUAGCCCGGAAUAUAAUCGAGGUCCCGUGACGUUAGCUAGGAAUAUAAGACACUUGCCAUGCAUAUCCAGGCGGACGGGUGCCGAGGGAGUCUGUAUGUUCGCCAUCGACUGCCUGAAGGCCAACGGCUCCCACCUAGGCACCUGCAUCGACCGCUUCUACUUCGGCUCGUGCUGCCAGAUCCAGGACAAGACCAUCCUGCCGCAGAUCAUCGGAAACAACAUCGAGGACAACACGAUAGAUAGCUCCAACUUCGUGCAUCCUCAUACUGAAGAUAAAGUCAAUGUCAAUAAGAUACCUGAGGUAUUCCCGAUCAGGAAGACUACAGUUGAAGAUGUUGUUAGAACUACGACUGAGAAAGUUGAAACGGCGUCGUUCAAAACGGAAACGACAGUUGAAAUGGAAUCGAAAACAGAUACGCUGACGACUUUGGAUAAUAAGAUUGCCAGUGAUGAAAUGAAAACUACGGCUGUAGUAAACGAUUUGCCGGAUGACGAAGCUGUAAAGGCAACAUCGAAAUUACCUUCCAGUAUCAGUACAGAAAUUCCCAUAAAAUUGAGCACAUUCCAAACAGUGUCCGGAGAAUCAAAUAACUUGAUAACAGACAAACCAGUCAGUAAAGAACCUGAGGAAAUCUCCACCGAAGCACCUAAAAUAACAACAACAAGUGCUGUCUCUUCAGAAACCGAAUCAGUAUCAACCUCUACAGCUAAACCUACGACUACAAAGAAACCAGCCAGGCCUACGUACAAACCUAGACCACCGUACAGACCAUCAAACACAACACGACCACAAUUUUCGACCACCAGACCUGGGAAUGCUACCGUUAGGCCAAAACCACCAAGUGUCUUCAACACAACACGGAAACCUCCUUACAGGCCGCCUCCCAAGCGUCCUACGAGCACCAAAAAGCCCUUGCCAAGCCCUCCACGGUUGAAUAUCACAAUCUUACCCCAAUUGACGAGCUCCAGACCAAUAUUCACCAGGCCAUCCGCAACGACAACAAUAACUUACAUAAACACUUCAACAUCAACAACGGAAGAAACUACAACAGUUACUUCAACCACAACGCCGUCUACUACAACUACAAGUACAACUACAACGCCAGAACCAACAACUACAUCUGAGAAGGCAGCAACGGAACCAUCUUCAGCGGAAACCUUGGCUUCCGAAGCUCCUUUGACGGAGAAAAUUGAGCCAAUGCCGACUACUAUACAAGAACAACCAAUGACAACGCUUGAAGAGGUCAAACUUACAACUGUAGCUUCUACUUCCACUGAGGCAGUCACAGUAAAAGAGACUCUAAAGCCGAGUACAGAGGCAGAUGCUCCAGCAGUGAAGCCGGAGGUGGUUAGCUCUUCAUCCACUGAGUUCCCGCCUGGCCUGGUCACGUGGUCUAACAUGGUGGAUACAGUGACGAAAGCGCCGCAAGCUUCUCCCGAGGCCAAUGCGACUGAAUCUGAUGAAAUAUGGUCUCCAAUCACACCCCCUGAAGGCUGGAUCCUCAUAUCCACCAUCCCACCGAGACGUGAGCCUUCAUCCACCACCACCACUGAACCACCGCCUACCACCCCAUCUUCAUCACCUAUGCCUUCAUCAUCAUCAUCAGAACCUGUCGUCGAACAAACGUCAACUUCUACCACCGAAGAAACAUUACCUGAAGAAACAAUUGUGCCAUCUCCAGAACCCACCACUGUCAUACUAUCUUCAUCAUCACCGACAACACUUUCUUCAUCAUCAUCUACAUCAACAACUGAGUCGAUAACCAACGAAAUAACGGGAUCGACAGAAGAAUCAAACGAAACGAACUCUUCGACGGAAGACUUCCUUACAAACGAUACAGUACCGCCAACCGAAGAAAACACAGACAAAACAACAUUCAUAACCUCUCAAGGCACCACAGACCAAGCUGAAACGGUCACAGAGUCGCAAAUGACAGAAACGGUGACCAUGCAAGAAUUUACGAUAAACGUCACUAUCAACCCGACGACUGUAGCGCCGGUGACAGCUGUCAGUUUGACAGAUAAUGUGACGGAGGUUUCGGCGGGAAACGUCAGCGAGGUCACCACGGAGGCGGGCAAGGUGAAUGCCACCAUGGAGGCUGCAAGCGAGGGGAGUAAUGUAACAUCACCAGCACCGCCUACCCUCAACGCUACCACAGUGUCACCAACCGAAGGGUUGAACAUGUCCGACUAUAAAGAUGUUUGCGGGCGGCGGCUGUGGCCUGAAGCCAGGAUCGUCGGGGGCGCCAAGUCGGGCUUCGGGCGGUGGCCCUGGCAGAUCUCGCUGAGGCAGUGGCGGACCUCCACUUACCUGCACAAGUGUGGAGCAGCCUUAUUGAAUGAAAACUGGGCUAUUACCGCCGCGCAUUGCGUUGAACACGUCCCCCCCUCCGAGCUGCUGGUCAGGCUCGGCGAGCACGACCUGGCGAACGAGUCAGAGCCGUACGGGUUCGCCGAACGACGCGUGCAGAUAGUGGCGAGCCAUCCCCACUUCGACCCGGCGACGUUCGAGUAUGAUCUCGCGUUAUUAAGGUUCUACGAGCCAGUGAACUUCCAGCCCAACAUCCUGCCGGUGUGCGUGCCGGAUACAGACGAGGACUACGUGGGCAAGGUGGCGUAUGUCACCGGCUGGGGACGCCUGUACGACGAGGGUCCCCUGCCCAGCGUCCUGCAAGAGGUAGAAGUGCCAGUCAUCAACAACACAGCAUGUGAAGCGAUGUACCAAGCGGCCGGGUAUAACGAGCACAUACCCAACAUAUUCAUCUGUGCCGGGCUGCGGCGCGGCGGCGCUGACAGUUGUGAAGGCGACUCCGGCGGCCCGAUGGUGGUGCAGCGCGACCGCGACCGGCGCUUCGUGCUCGGCGGCGUCAUCUCGUGGGGCAUCGGCUGCGCGGAGCCCAACCAGCCCGGCGUCUACACGCGCAUCUCCGAGUUCCGCGACUGGAUCAACCAGAUACUGCAGUUUUAGAUGAUUGGGUCAAA